AUGGAGGAAGUGGAAAAGAAAUGGGAAGUUGCGGGGACUCGUGGCCGCAAUAAAUGGAAGGCUGCGGCCGACCUGUCGGCCGCCUGCCAAUAUACCUCUGUCCAUGCCAACCCUCAAGGUCCUCGAGAUGCUCGGCCAACGGCCGCGCAAAUCGUCCAAGACGAGAAACUGGUAAAUCGGCUCAUCGGAAGAGUGAUUGUCAUUACCGGUGCAACAGCCGGAAUUGGUCUCGAGACAGCACGUGCGUUGAUCAUCACAGGUGCAACUUUGUUCUUGACCGUCCGUGAUUUGGAAAAGGCCAAGACGACCCUGCACGAUCUUUUGAUGUCAGAUCAAGUACACUUAGUCAAGAUGGACAAUUUUUCGAUUUCAAGCGUCCGAGAUGCAGCAGACGACAUUCUCGAAAAAUCCAAUAAUCAAGUCAAUAUCCUGAUCAUCAACGCCGGUGUGAUGGGAAUUCCUAAUCUGGAACAAACAGAGGAGGGAUUUGAAUCUCAUUUUGUUACCAACUAUCUGAGUCAUUUUCUAUACUUUCAGCUUCUCAAACCUGCGUUGCUAGCUAGCGCAACGCCUGAGUUCUCCUCUAGGGUUGUGAACGUCUCCUCGUCAGCCCAUCGUUCCGUGGAGCUUAGUGCUAGCGACAACUACAAUUUUGAGAAGGGAAACUAUGAUGCUGGAGUGGCAUAUGCACAGUCAAAGCUGGCAAGUAUCUAUAUGGCCAAUGAGAUCGAUCGACGUUACGGUCACAGGGGUCUCCGCGCGACGAGUCUACACCCCGGUGCUAUCGGUGGUACAAACAUCUCCAGGAACGUGAGCCCCGAAUUCGUAGCACGGGUCUAUGAGACACUGAAAGAUAUCAUGCAUACCAUGAAGAGUCCCGAACAGGGAGCCGCUACCACGUUAGUUGCCGCGAUCGGUAAAGAAUGGGAGAACAAGGGAGGGAAGUAUCUGGAGGACUGUGAGGAAGCCAAGCGAGGUGCUGAUGAUCAGAAUGUGUUUGGGAUAGGAUGGGUACGACAGACGUAUAAUGCCGAGAAUGAAGCACGGUUGUGGAAGGACUCAUUGGAGAUGCUGGGACUGAAAGAUGACUUGUAG
Molecule: messenger RNA, 1095 nt
Organism: Talaromyces stipitatus ATCC 10500
Lineage: Eukaryota; Fungi; Ascomycota; Eurotiomycetes; Eurotiales; Trichocomaceae
Product: short-chain dehydrogenase/reductase, putative
Exons: 2
Coding region: 1-1095 (364 amino acids)
Source: RefSeq, a predicted model, not a curated record